UCAGUGGUGUUCUUGCUCCUCCACUAAUUUCAAUAUUGCCUUGUGAUCCCAAACAGGAUUAAAGUCAUAAUGAGUUAGGUGCUUUUUUUAAUGCAUAAGGUAACUUAUCCUUUAGUAUGCAUUAUCACUUAUUUGAUGUAAAAAGAGGCAAUAGAUUCUAAGUUCCUGAAGUCCUUUUUGCAUUCUACCUUUAAUCGUACACCAGUGUGAUACAUGUUGAUAUUUGUGCUUCCUAUUCCUAGUGUGUAGGUUCCUGGUGGCAGGGUGAUACUUAGUCAGGUGACUCAAAUUCAACAUGUUUCUCAGUCUGAGAAUGCUGCAGAUCACUAGAAGCUUGAUUUCGCUAAGAGAUUGGGGUUUGUGAGCUCAUGUUUUUGUGUUUUUGUGUCUGUGAUGCUAGAGAAUACCGAUAUCCAGAGAAUUAAAUAGUUAGUGCUGUGAUUUUCAUAGUAGCGCUGACUACGCUUUCCUUAAAAUUAGUUAGAGGCAUGCUGAUGUUUGGGUUUAAAGGAUAACUUUACAGGAAGCCAUGAGCUUUUUUACCAUAUUGAGGUUGUUUCUUUUCGAACUUAAGUAGCUGUGAAGCAGAUACCAUAAAAAUAACAUCAAGUAAUUUCCCAUUACAGUAGUCAAGAUUUUGACAGUUGUUUCAUCUGAGAAAUAGUGAUAAGUAUGGUCUAUAAACACGUGUAGACUUCCAGGGUGGAGGAAGGAGGAGCUGGGAGAGGAAGUUGGGCUGUAACCACCAUAUGGUUUGUACUGCACUGGGAGGUACUAUGCUCUGAGUCACGCACCACAGUCACAGCUAUUUCCAGCUCUCAUUAAAAGAAAUUAUCAACUUCUGAGCGAGUGAGCUGUUUCAUAAUGAACUCUACUACUUUUAAUGAUCUGCGAUGCUUGGUAGGGAAGAAAAAGAAAUCUUGAGAGGCAGCAAAAUCUUUUGUUGCAAGUGGAAAGACUGCAGUAUGCCCUGCUUUAAAAUGUAUGUUCUGUGCAAAGGGAUUUGCUUUCCCAAAAUAUUUAUAGUAUAGAUUUAAUAUUAGCCUAUGUGCUGUAAUUUUUUUCCUUCUUUUUCUUAAUGAUAAUAUUUAAGACAACAAUUCUCUUACAUUUUCUUUCAUUCAGCAGUGAAAUAAAAAAGUAACUAUCUGUUGCCUUUGAUUAUUGGCUACUUUAUGUAUUACGUUGUUCCAGAAUAGUUUGGGCAUAUUUUAUGAGCAGGAGAGGAAGUGUUAUGCAGUAGUUCCACCUUCUUAAACUCAUUUUGCCUCCACCACUGCCACCAUCAGUUCAGCAGCCUUACAGACCAUCAAAAUAGAAUUUUAUCACCUAGUCCUGAUUGUUGAGGGGGUUUUCUCUCUGAGAUUUAGUGAACACACCUCUGUGGUACAAAACCUUUCGUACAGUCUGUGAUGAAAAGGCAUGAAAAAUCCUUUGGCCAUAUAAUUUCAAAAAAAAUGUUGUAAUGCUUUGUCCUGCCAUAGUAAUCUGUAUACAAUUAAAUUGCAGUCUUCAGGAAAGGAAGAAGUAUUUUCACUUUUUUUGUCUCAGAGCAUUAAUCUCCUUAUCCAUGGUUUGUCCUGCAUCAGCACUUUAACGGUGUGAGUAAUCUUUAGGUUGCAGUUCAUUCUCAGUAAUCUCUUCUUGAUAAGUUGUGGUGAGCACAGAGACAGUUCUUACAUGGUGAACAGUGGGUGUCUCUGCCACUUCUCGCUCCCCAUCCCUCUCAUCCACUGCUUUUCCUCCACCAUUGUGUGGCUCAGGCACAGACCGGCGCCAAGCCUGACACCAAAGUACACUAGAACUAGGAUUGUGCCACUGUUCUCAGUGGGGUGGGUGCCCACGAGCUAAAAAAGCAUUAAAGGUACUUUGGGGUGAACUCUUUGGUGUUCUGGUCUGAAUACAUUUGUGAGUAUCUUCAGAGAAUCUUUUAAAAAUUGUGUACUUGAAUAGUAAAUAUGCCUCGCAAAAGCCCUUUCGAAGUAAGAAACGUGAGGAAAAGCAGCAGAAUUACAGUGGUUUCUAAUCACUGUUUGCCACAAUGUAAUUUACCUGUCACAACCAAAAGGAAUUGGUUUAAUUUGUGCCAGGGUAUAACUCUUAAGUACAGUCUUUCAGCUGUUGAGUUAAAUGGCCAAAUUCCCUGGAAGUUCAGUAAGAACGGGGCCAGCUCCUCUCUCAUAAAUACUUUUGAGGAAAGUGUUCUUGUUCAUGGAGGGGGAUUUUUAAUUAUGAAUUUUAAGGUAUGUGAGAUGUUGCCUGCCUCCAAAUGCACGUGGACUUUGAAUAAGCUGAAAAUCUUCCAUGUGCUAUUCAUGACCUUGUAAAUCUCUUAUGUAAAACUCAUGUAAAAUUGCUGUUGUCUUUCCCCUUUUGCAGUAUCGUCUUCCCAGUAUCUUGCCCAUAAUUACUGAUGGCUGAAUGGAGAUGAUGGCUGAAUGGCGUUUUCUUUGGAUCCCUUCAGUGGGUGGAAGAUACCUGCGUUCCCUGAAUCAUAGGUUUCUCACUUGGCAAUUUUUAGGCCCAGGUUUUAUAUUAGUUUUGCAUGUUUCAGAAAACACCAGAAUCAUGGAGGGGCUCUUGCAUUACAUAAAUCCAGCUCAUGCCAUUUCACUUCUAAGCACACUGAAUGAGGAGCGUCUAAAGGGACAGCUGUGUGAUGUUGUUCUCAUUGUAGGAGAUCAGAAAUUUCGAGCUCAUAAAAACGUUCUGGCUGCCAGCAGUGAAUACUUCCAGACUCUGUUCACGAAUAAGGAGAAUGAGUCUCAGUCAGUGUUUCAACUUGACUUUUGUGAGCCAGAUGCUUUUGAUAAUGUAUUAAACUACAUUUAUUCUUCAUCCUUGUUCAUUGAGAAAGGCAGUCUUGCAGCUGUGCAAGAGUUGGGCUACAGUCUUGGAAUAUCCUUUCUUACAAACAUUGUUUCUAAGAGUCCUCAAGCUCCUUUUCCUGCUUGCCCUAUGAAAAAGAUACUGUAUCAAGAUGAAGAUGAAAGUAGUUCUCAGAAGAGAAGUGUCAUUGUCUGUCAGAACAGAAUUGAAGCACAAGUGAAAGGUAUAAAUCAAACACAUGAUUUAAGCCAUACUUCUAAACCUUCAUCCUCUGUUGCUGUCAAAACUAGCAGUAGACCACAAGUAACAAAACCAGCUGAAACCCUUCACAACUUGUCACUGACUGAAAGGAGAUGGCUGAAAGAAAGCCCUGCGAGCUAUACCAAGGUUCAUGAAACUUCUGGAACUGUGGAGGAUCAGAGCAGAGGUGGUUUACUGAAAAAGAACACAGUACUUCCUCAAAUGCCUUUAGCAGAAAAAGAAAUUGCAAGCGAUGAACCAGGAAGCAGUGGUCAGCUUUUAAGAGGAAAGGCUGCAGAGAUGUCAUUAAAAAGAUCGCGCCCACCAGUCUUGUCUCUGCGUGGUACAUCAGAAUCUACGUUUUUGUUGCGAGAGGCAGGAAAAGGAAGUUGUCAAGGUGAAGACAGGAAUUUGCUAUACUACUCAAAGUUAGGGCUAGUAAUCCCAUCUAGUGGAUCUCGUCCAGAAAACCAAAGUAUUGACAGAAGUGGGCCACUUGUAAAAAGUCUCCUUCGAAGAUCACUGUCCAUGGACAGCCAGGUUCCCAUUUACUCACCUUCUGUUGACCUAAAACCUUCACAGGUAUCAUCAUCCUCCUCACCAGGAAUUAAUGAUUCCCAGAAGACAUUUAAUGUUGUAUCUCAAAAGUCAUCCUUGAAAGAGUCAUCAGAGAAAUUAGUCGCAGAUGAAAAACCACAGGUAAUACACCCACAUCGCCUUAGGUCUUUCAGUGCCUCUCAGUCAACUGAUAGGGAGGUUGCUUCUCCUCUCACAGAGGUGCGAAUAAAAACUGAACCUAGCAGUCCACUUUCAGAUCCUGCUGAAAUAAUAAGAGUUACAGUGGGUGAUGCUUCAGCAUUGGCAAAUAAAGACUUUUCUUUUAAAACUGAGGAUGAUCAUAAGGAACCAAGCAGCCUUCCAGCAAAGAGGAGAUUUCAAGCUGAUAGAACAAUACCAUUCAAGAAACUGAAGGCAGAUGAGCAGGGUUCUCCUGGGUCAGAAGAUAACUUUGAGGAAGGCUCAAGCCCUACGCACCUUGAUGCUGAUUUUCCUGAUUCUGAUGUCAGUAAAGAUGAAUACAGUGAGUUGGAAGAAGCAAGGCCAAAUAAAAAAUUUAAAUGCAAGCACUGCCUUAAAAUUUUCAGGUCAACAGCAGGUCUUCAUCGUCAUGUUAACAUGUAUCAUAAUCCAGAGAAGCCCUAUGCUUGUGACAUAUGCCACAAGAGGUUUCACACAAAUUUCAAAGUGUGGACGCACUGCCAGACGCAACAUGGAAUUGUGAAGAAUCCCUCACCAGCUUCCAGUUCGCAUGCUGUUUUGGAUGAAAAAUUCCAAAGAAAACUGAUUGAUAUAGUGAGAGAGAGAGAAAUUAAGAAGGCUCUAAUCGUUAAACUAAGACGUGGCAAGCAAGGUUUUCCGGGACAGUCUGCUUCACAAGCACAACAAGUCAUCAAAAGGAAUUUAAGAUCGAGAACCAAAGGAGCCUAUAUUUGUACCUAUUGUGGGAAAGCGUUUCGUUUCCUCUCACAAUUUAAGCAGCACAUAAAAAUGCACCCAGGAGAGAAACCAAUUGGAGGAAAUAAGGCUCUUAAGCAGAAAGAUCAUAUUCAUAUUGAAAGUCCAGCAGAAAACAAAGAGGUUUAUCAGUGCCGUCUUUGCAAUGCUAAGCUCUCUUCACUUAUUGAACAGGGAAAUCAUGAGCGACUCUGUAGAAAUGCUACUGUCUGUCCUUACUGCAGCCUUAGAUUUUCUUCUCCAGAGCUGAAGCAUGAGCAUGAAAGCAAGUGUGAAUACAAGAAGCUUACUUGUCUUGAGUGUAUGCGUACCUUUAAAUCAUCCUUUAGUAUUUGGCGUCAUCAAGUUGAAGUUCAUAAUCAAAACACAAUGGCUCCAUCAGAGAACUUUUCUUUACCUAUCCUGGAUCACAAUGGUGAAAUAACUAGUUCAUCAAGAUUGCCUCCUCAGGCAGAAUCCAAUAAAAUGAACAAUUUUGUUACUGCAAAGGAAGAUGGUGUGUUCAGUGAUUCGUCAGAACAAAUAAAUUUUGAUUCUGAAGAUUCCUCCUGCCUCCCUGAAGACCUGAGUGUUUCCAAGCAGUUUAAAAUUCAGAUCAAAGAAGAGCCUGUGGAUGAUAUAGAGGAUGAGGUCACCGAAACGAGCAGGGAACCGAAGGAAGUAGUCUCCAACAAAGAUGCUGGUUUGUGGCCCUGUGAAAAGUGUGGGAAGAUUUUCACUGUACGCAAACAACUGGAGCGUCACCAAGAGCUGUUAUGCUCUGUGAAGCCAUUUAUUUGUCACGUGUGUAACAAGGCCUUCAGAACCAACUUCCGGCUGUGGAGUCACUUCCAGUCUCAUAUGUCACAGGCUGCAGAGGAGUCCACAAAUAAGGAGCCUGAGAUAUGUCCACCAGCUAAUUCUCCAUCACCCCCACCCUUACCUCCUCCCCCACCCCUCCCCAAAAUCCAGCCUUUGGAGCCUGAUAGUCCGACCGGCUUAUCUGAAAGCUCCACUACUACUGAAAAAUUGUUUGUACCACAGGAGUCAGAUACACUCUUCUAUCAUGCUCCACCACUCUCAGCAAUCACUUUCAAAAGACAAUACAUGUGUAAACUCUGUCAUAGGACUUUCAAGACUGCUUUUAGUCUUUGGAGCCAUGAACAGACACACAAUUAGCUUUAACAGAUAAGUUUAAAAGCUGGUUCAUUGGAGGCUGUGUUCAGGAUCUCAGAUGUAUGCCAUGUAAACUAGAAAUUCAAGAGGAUCAAAGUGACAACAAGGAUGAGGAAAAAUUUGGAAUUUGUGAUGCUGCUUGAAUUUGAAGAUUAAGGUAAACUAACUUGGUUAGUAGAUAGCAGAGUAAUUUAAAAUACUGUGGUCUGGGAUCUAAUAGUAACAGAAUGAUUUUAAUUUCAUUUAACACUGAAAUGCGAUCACAUCUGGAUUGUAUGCAUGGAUCUUCAUCCCGUGAUGUUGGUGUGUGCGUGUGUAUUAUAUAUAAAGUUAUAUAUUAAAUGAAAGAGUAACAACAAUUUGGAGUCUAACUGUGAGUUUAUAGUAGUGAAAUACUGUAACCAACUUCAUUAUUUUAUGGGUUUUUUUAAGAAAUAAACACAUGAGCUCCAUAUAAAUACUUGCCAUGCACUUGCAGUUAGGGAGGAAGUGGAUGGAGUGUCUUGCUAUAUUGACUUAGGUCUUAGAAACCUUUAGCAAUAACAAAGAAACCUCAAGUUUGAGUAAUCCUGAUGUUAUUGGAUACAAAUGUUUGAUAUUUUAAGGGAACAUAGGAUUGUUUUUUUGUUAUAUGGAACUUGUGCAGAUUAAAAUAGAAAGUCAGCAAUAUUAUUAAGAUUUUAUAUAAAAAGUAGCAGCAAGCCUGCUUUCAGCCAUUUAAUUAUAUGUUUCUAAGGAAAAUUGGGUGGGAGGGUGUACUUUACUUUCUAUAAUGUCCAAAGACUAAUUUACUAUAGAUACUUUGGUAGUUGAAGUCGUAUUAACAGCCAUCUUAAUGCAAAUGGUACUGUUUAUAAUAUGAACUAAGAUUGAAUGGAUGUCAGACAAGUUUCAUAAUUUUGUUUCCACUAUUUGUACAACUGUUUGUAAUUCUAACUACAAAGGAAUGUAUAACUAUUAAAUCAAAAAGAGAGCUCAUUAAGGCACAGAAGAUGAGUUCUGUUCCUACACAGAGUAAUAAGCUUGGCCAUGAGUACGAAGAUAUGUUUUAAUAUAAACUAAAAAUGUAAAUAUUUAUAUAGACACCUGUAUAAAUGAAGAAGUAUGUAUUUGAAAUUUGUAUUAAGCAUACAUAUCCAGCUCAAAGCAGAGGAAAAGCAUCACACUACAAUCACUGCAUUUUAUGAAUACAAUGCAUAGAAUAUUUCUUUCUGACGCUUUCUGUCAUGUGUGAUACCGUGUUGCAGUUUUCUGAUUUGUUGAAAAUCAUGGUAAUUAUGGGAUGCAGGUAUUUUGUGUGGUUCCGUUAUUUUACCUCAAAUCAACUGGAGUGUUUAGUAUGAGAUCAUUGAUAUUUACCAGAAGCUAUAGUAAGGGUCCAAAAUUACUCUGUAAGUAAAAGAAAUAUUUACCCAGAAGUAGGUGGGAAACUAACGGUGAAAAAUUCUUCUACUAGAAUUUAAACUUGGAGUGGUGAUGAAUUAAAGUGAACAUAAAUGAUGCAAACAGUGUUUAUGAUCCUGACCAACUUUACCCUGUGUGGGCUGGGAGAAGGGAUUUGCAUUCCACACUACAUACUCUUGAGUCCAGUCUGUGUUUGCUGAAAACAACAGGUCAUGAGUUCCAGGGGAAGCAGGAAAGAAUCUUUAAUUUCAGCAUCUCAACUAAGAAGAAUUGCAAGCUGAUACCAAGAUUUAGGCAAAUCAAGCACAAAUGUAACUCCUAAGAAUCUGAAGAUGGGAAUCCUUAGUUAGGCACAUGCAGGAGGAGAUUCUUUUCUCAGUGAAAGCCCAAGUGUGUCAGAGCACAGAGUUUUUUUAUCAUUAUUUUUCCUGUAAGUUAAAUUUAAAAGAAUUGGCUCAGGAUGGACCCCUGACAUUUUUUCAGCUACCAAAAUAUUGCAAUGUUCCUUUCAAGCCUCUUCUGUUUCAGUUUUGUUUAAAAUUGUUACUGAACACUUCUAAUAGUAACGUGUUAUUCUUUUUUUUUUUUUUGUCCUCUUUCAGGCAAAUGAUACCUGAAUAUGAUUGCGCUAAUUUGUUAGAGUAUCAGUUAAACUCUUUUGGUGACAUUGCAAUUAAAACAAGGUACUUGUUUAAUAGUGACAUUUUUAGUUACAGACUUUUUUAUUUCACCUAAUUAAGACUAAAUCUCUUUCUUACCAGAAAUAAUUUCAGAACAAGUUUAUUGCACUUCACCUGGUUUAAUAAAAUCAGAAAAACAUAAAGUUUCCCUAAGUAUCCUUUAAAUGUAUUUAAGAAAUCUGUCCAUAUAAAAUAUAAUCAUGGGGUGGGGUUUUUUUAAUGGUUCCUAAGUUUUCAUCAAUGAUUCCUCUACACAACAGUCUGCAAAUUUAUAUGUAGCCUUUUAAAAAUCCGUGUGCUUUCUGAAGCAAGAUGGCAACUAGGUCAGCUGUGUCAUAAUGGUCUAACUUCCAACUGGAAUUCUGCUAUGUAAUACAAUGAUAAAUUUCACACACUUAAAUGAAAAGUUUGUGCAACAGCUUUGAAGGAACCUUGACGUUUUUCCUAGUACACUAUGUGUUAUAAAAAAAUACAUAAAAUAUUUUGGUCUAAGUAGCCUCUUUCUAAGCGUUUGGGUUUUGGGGGUUUUUUUGUUUGAAUUUUUGUAAGUUUUUUUUUGAGCUGUGUGGGUUGGUUUGGUUUUGUUUUUUUUUAAUUCAGUUCCUGUUGUUUAAUAAAGGAAUUCAGGAUCUCUGAAGUUUAAAUAGGAGAUAUUUAUAUAGCAGUUGUGGUUUUCUAUUAGCUUUUAUACAGUAUCUUAAAAAGCCCUUGAUAGAAGUGUUUAUUUUGGAGGAUACCGAAUAAAUAUGCUUCCACUUAUAUAACUUUAAUAUAUGUUUUAAAACUUAAAUUAUGGAAAAAAAAAUGUUAGUUGCUUGUUUAUAAAUAAAGGUCUUUUGAAGAGUGUCUAGUUUGGCCUCAGCCAAAAUAAAAGGCAAAUUUAUUGAUACAGAAGCCUGUCUUCAUCAUAUUUUGUUUAAUAUUUUAGCUGUGUGCUAAAGUGACACAAAGUUCGAGGUCUUGUUAAAUAUAAAAAGUGGUUUGCUUCUUAAAUUUUGUGACAGGAAUGUGCAGAUGUUUUAAUAUAUAGAUUAGAAUCUUUAAUUCUUCAUUUUUUUUGCUAUUUUUAUAAUCUGUUGGAUAUAUCUCAGAGGACUAUCCUGCUUCAGUAGAAAUACAGUGGAAAUGUUUCUUGCAUUUAAGAGGAGCAGGGUUGAGCCAUGAAACGUAUUUUGAUUUGUUUUUCUUUUCAGGCACUGUGUUGGCAAAGUGUCUAAGUUAAGUUCCUUUAAGAUCAGUCUUAAUUUUUUAAAAACAUGUGCUUAAGCUCUUUGGUAGAUUGGGACCAUGAUCAACCUUGAAAGAGCAAUGGCAGAAAAUAGGUACAGAACCAAAAGUUUAAGUUAAUUUUCCUCUACAUAAAAACUGCAUCUACAGCUAGGGUAUAGUUCUGUAGUUUUAUAAAAACAAAGGAGAUGAACCAGUAAUAAUAGAGUCUCUACUUUGGGGGGAUUUUUUUUUUUUGUAAGGGGGAGUGAAACACCCUCUGACAGUUAAUUGGGCAGAUAACCUGCUGAAGCAGUGGGUGACACUAGAAUUUGUCUUACGUGUUUUAGAAGGGAGAUGUAGCCUUAUCCAUGAACCAAAACACAGCUCUGAAAGUCUUCUUCCUGCAUUUCCUAUUUAGGCAGGCCUUCUAGUGACAUCCAGUAGAUUUAUUUUUUUUUUGUCUGAUGUUUGUUUUUCCCCAAGUAAGGGGGGGCCGCAGGUUUGGUCUGAAGCUAUACGUACUCUUUGUUUCCAAGCUUCCAGUGAUAAAACUACAAGUUACUCACAUGGGAUAAGGACAGACUAUGCCUAACUUUUUGGCACUAAACAGUGAGGGUGCAAAUAUCUGGCAUGAGCCUGUAAUCUGGCAGGUGCCUAUACUGUUUAAUAAAAUUGUUUACAUUUUCCUACUAGAAGAUUUAGAUAAAAAUCAAAGCAAGCUUAAGGGUUUGGGGUUUUGGGUUUGUUUGGUUUUUUUUUAAUGUUACUGUUAAUGAAUCAGUGUUAAAAACUUUGUUGUUGUUUUUGUUGAACACAGCCUAAUAGUAUUUUUUUAAUGUCAUUGAUUCUUGUUUAUUUAAAAUGACUUGUGGAAAAUUGUACUAUAACUGUUGUACAUAAAGGGACACUAUCAAGAGAAAGGUUGUAUACAGUAAACGUACUUAUCUGUAUUAAGAAUACUUGAUAUUAAUAAAAUCAAAGAAUUUAAAACCAGGAAUUGAGUCAUAACAAGCUGCCUUGGCAUCCUCAAUUGUUGCAAGGAUGUCUAAAAAAUAUAUCUGAAUUCUGUGGGUUGAGCUUAUUUUCCAUGUUGCUUUUUCUCUCUCUAUUCCAGAAUAAAGGACUUAAUCCAUUUUUUGCUUUUCUGGUUCCUCAGCCAUACAAAUUACUUUUUAAAGACACAAGCUUCCCACUAUUGCAGCAGCAUCUUUAAUUAAAAUACGUACAUAAACCCAGAACAAACUAUCUUUUGCAAUGUAACAUGCAAAAAACAUAUAAAGUGCACAUUUUAAGGCUUAUUCUUGACAGUGUCCCUUUAAAAAAAGCCAGGAAAAUGGGAUCACUUUUAGUGCUUGGGUACAGAGGAAUAGUUUCUUACAGUUUCUAGAAAUUUGAAUUACCCAAUAUAUUUGCUAUGGAGUUUUCCAGUUACACAAAAUCACUUGUCAUUUUAAAGGAUUAUAGAGGUAAGACAAAAGAAGCUGGUUUUAUAAUCCUGUAUACUUUACAGUCAUUCUAUAUCUGUUCAAUACCUGAGGAUGGCUUUUUACUUUUUUUAGGACUGAGACUUAAUAGCUUAGGGUAACUUUUCUUUAAUGUAAUGUAAAUCCAUUGCUGCUUUGUACAACUUUUUCUACUGUGUGUUUUCUUUACUUAGAUCUUGACUAAGAAAUGUUGGCGCCCAAUAAACUUACACUUUGUUUCUUUUGAA
Pezoporus flaviventris is the source of this 10743-nucleotide messenger RNA. It is a transcript of the gene ZBTB21, whose product is annotated as zinc finger and BTB domain containing 21. Lineage: Eukaryota; Metazoa; Chordata; Aves; Psittaciformes; Psittacidae. Gene Ontology annotation, molecular function: protein binding; RNA polymerase II cis-regulatory region sequence-specific DNA binding; DNA-binding transcription factor activity, RNA polymerase II-specific. The transcript is spliced from 2 exons. Gene Ontology annotation, cellular component: nucleus. The record is from RefSeq and is a predicted model, not a curated record. Bases 2422 to 5742 code for a protein of 1106 amino acids. Gene Ontology annotation, biological process: negative regulation of DNA-templated transcription; regulation of transcription by RNA polymerase II.